GACCCCUGCACUGCCUACCACUGGACAACCCAUAGUAAAAUCCUGCAUUAUCAACGCCGAGCUCAUAACUUUUAAAUUUUAUGAAAAAAGCCGGCCGAUCAUUCGGCGCAAUUCGGCGGGCGCCAAACAAACAUGUGAAAGUUGGUAAUGCUGGGCACGAGUUAUCUCAAUUGGUCGACUGCCGUAGCUGGUCGUAGUCAAGCAAACUUAGGUUCAUCCCUUUGUCUUGUAAUCCAGCCGUUAUUUUUCAACUCGCGAGCACCCUGUCUAAGCUAUAAGUAUCGGAAAUUCUAAGAUUUCAAUGUAUUCCUUUUUCUAACUUCACCAUUUGUUCAAUUUUGAUCAAAAAACGUUUCAAACUUUUGAGAAAUUAAAGUCAAUGGUAUACGAAAAGUCAAUUGUUUUUUGUGAAGAGUUUGAUAACUGUUCAGAAAAAUCACGAAAUCAAGAUCUUUGCUUUGCAAUCAUGAAGAUGGACAACUUAUUUAUGCCAACUUUAACAAAUUCGUAUUUUCCAUAUAAUCAAAGUCUCGAGGACGAACUGAAACGAUUGUUCACUGAAUUUGCUAUCAGCAGGGAAUCUACCAGACCAAGCGCGGAAGAAGUAAUGAAAGAAUUUCGCCAUAAUGGUCAAGAUUAUGAGUACUGUCCAGAGUUGGAGAAUCCUGAAUCUUCACCGAUGACUGUUCGCCGCAAGAAAAAAAAGUUCCCCGUUGAAUGUGUUUUCUGCAAAAACAACGGAGAAGAAUCUACUUACUACAAGUGCCAUGUUCUCAGAGAUGCAGAUGGAAUUGUCCGUUGCCCUGUGCUGAGAGCUUAUACUUGUCCAAUCUGUGGAGUCAAAGGUGACCACGCUCACACAAUUAAAUACUGCCCAGGAAACAAAAAUGAUGAAGUUGUUAGCUUCAACUCGGUGAAAUCAUUACGCAACUCAAUUGGCAAACGGCGCUCGAAAUAAAUUUAGUUGAGCAAACCAAGAUUAUGUUGUUUUUUGGAUGGCUUUACAAAAUGGAUCACGAUAUUGAAAGUUUACCGGCACAACUUUCGUUGUACAAAUAUAAUUUUUUUACGUUUUUCUUCCUUAGUCUAUUCUAAAAGAUUUGAAAAAAACAGAGAAAUAAUUUUUGUUUUUUAUUUUGGCAUAAAAUUUAUAAUCAUAAAAGUAAAUUCAUAUAUCCUUACAUGCUUGCAUCGCCGUAAGAAUAUUAUGCAUUUACCUUCAUUGGUUUAAAUUAACAGAUUUAGCUAUUGUUUAAUGACUUGGGAAUGUUUCAAAUAUUCUAUUAAUAUUUUAACAAUUUCGUUUCGUUACAAAAUUUCAAAAUCAUGAAAGUAGAUUAAUAUCUUCUAUAUUUUUGCAUCUUCAUAAGAAUAUUAUAGAUUUACUUUCAUUUAGUUGAGUCGACAAAUUUUUGGUCUAACGUAAAUUGACUAAGAUUUACAGUUGUAAAUAGAUUAACAUUUAAAUGUUUUAGUUUUCUUACGAAAUUUCGAAAUCAUGAAUCAAAGAUCAUAAAUUUCAUUAUGUUUUUUUCUAUAGAAGUGUGAUACUUGUGACAUGUGAAGUAUUUAGAAAAUACAAUAACUAAGAUUGAGCAACUACGCAAUUAAGAAACUCAUGCAUGGAAUCAUUUUUUCAAAGUUUCUUAAAAUAUCGUCAAAACCAAUCAUAUUAAUUAAUUUUGAACUAUAUUAGAACAUUUAUAAACUUUGAAUUAAAAUUGAAACAUUUAUAAAAAUUGAAUUCCAUCAAGAUUUCUUUUUUAUGUAACUGCUUUUUUGAAAAAUUAACAAUUUCAAACCUCUUAUUUUCUUCAAAUUCAUUUGGUUUGGCUCAAAUUAUAUAUUCGAACUUUCCUUUGAACAAAAAAGUUCAAGAAUUACUAAAAAAUUUGAAUAUACACGAAUAACGAACUACAAUCAUAAAUUUAGUAUGAUGUAUUAUGCAACUUAUUGAUAGGAAAAUUCAUUAUUGAAUACAAUUUGACGAAAAAAAAAAAAAAAAAUAUCGAUAAUGCUUAAUUUUUUUUUGUAAUAAUGUAGUGUAAUUUUAGAUAAGCAACGAGGUAAUGAAAUUCUUUUCAUAGUCUAGUGAAUUCCGAAGACAAACUCGCUAUUUAAAUCCUUUUUCUUGUUUUGUUCUAACGAUGAUAAAAUUAAUAUGAUGCAUAAAAUAUGUAAGUUUUUCUAAAAUACAAAAUAUCAAAAAAUAUUACUUUAUUUAUUUUCCCUUAAGUUUUUUGAAAAUUACUGUGGCGCACCAUCAUAUAUUACCAUCUCGCUACAACCUCAACAAAAAUCUAGUGACAUCGGUUGGGGGUUUUUUUUUUUAUAAAUACCGGUUUUCGAGAAAAAAAAUUAAGUAUCAGAAUUUUUGUUUUUAAUUUUAUAGUUUUUUUUUU
Molecule: messenger RNA, 2402 nt
Organism: Aphidius gifuensis
Lineage: Eukaryota; Metazoa; Arthropoda; Insecta; Hymenoptera; Braconidae
Product: nanos homolog 2-like
Exons: 3
Coding region: 380-958 (192 amino acids)
Biological process (GO): negative regulation of translation; oogenesis
Cellular component (GO): perinuclear region of cytoplasm
Molecular function (GO): zinc ion binding; mRNA binding
Source: RefSeq, a predicted model, not a curated record